CAUCCGAUCAAACUUGUUUCUAAUUCUUUUACUGCCGGAUCUCGACGAUACAUUCCUUCACGAUUUCAUGCAUCUGUGAAGAAAGCGGAUGGCGAAACCUAGGCAUUAUCGUCCUUCUGGUCGAAGAUCCUCUUAUCCGACCCUCGUUUUCGCUGUACUCCUCAUGUUUACCUUUGUGAUUUUGAUUCUUAUGGCGCUUGGAAUUCUCUGGGUGCCCAGCAACAACCGAGCUUCCUCCAAAGCCAACGAUCUGAGCUCCAUCGUCCACAAGAGUAUCAAAAGUGGCGGGGAUGAUGCGGAGCGGUGGGUUGAAAUUAUCUCAUGGGAGCCAAGAGCUUCUGUUUACCACAAUUUCUUGACCAAGAAAGAAUGCCAGUACCUAAUCGAACUUGCCAAACCACAUAUGGAGAAGUCUACAGUUGUUGAUGAGAAGACAGGACAGAGCAGAGACAGCAGGGUGCGUACGAGCUCGGGGACAUUUCUCCCGAGAGGACGCGACAAAAUUAUCCGGGACAUUGAGAAAAGGAUAGCAGAUUUGACAUUCAUACCAGUUGAGCACGGGGAAGGACUUCAAGUUCUGCAUUAUGAAGCUGGACAAAAGUAUGAGCCUCACUAUGACUACUUCAUGGAUGAGUAUAACACUAGGAAUGGAGGCCAGCGGACAGCUACAGUUCUGAUGUAUCUGUCAGACGUAGAAGAGGGUGGUGAGACAGUGUUUCCAGCCGCCAAGGGCAACUACAGUGCAGUGCCAUGGUGGAAUGAGUUGUCAGAGUGCGGUAAAGGAGGGCUUUCCGUAAAACCAAAGAUGGGUGAUGCAUUGCUUUUCUGGAGCACGACACCGGAUGCGACUCUCGACCCGUCUAGUCUUCAUGGGGGUUGUCCAGUGAUCAAAGGGAACAAGUGGUCAUCCACGAAAUGGCUGCGUUUACACGAGUACAAAGCUUGAAAAGUGUCUGCCAGUUCUGAGGAGUACCGAUUAAACAGAGGAGGGGGAACAUUAUUUGUUUGAGAUGAAGGGUAUGAAUGGCAUUUGGUAGGGUGUACUAUCAUUAAUCCAUCAUACAUGGGGUUGUUGGUGUCUCUUCUUGUACAUUGGUGGUGGGCUUCUACACUUCCAUUCCAUCUUCAUGAAUGUUUUUGAGUUAUGUAGUCCAGGAACGGACCACACUAUUGUAUUGUUCAACAUAUGUGGGCCUUAAAUGGGCCUUUUAAGAUCCCCAAAUAUUGGCCCAACUUUCAA
Messenger RNA from Tarenaya hassleriana, 1240 nucleotides. Its product is annotated as probable prolyl 4-hydroxylase 10. Gene Ontology annotation, cellular component: endoplasmic reticulum. The transcript has 7 exons. The record is from RefSeq and is a predicted model, not a curated record. Gene Ontology annotation, molecular function: procollagen-proline 4-dioxygenase activity; L-ascorbic acid binding; iron ion binding. Gene Ontology annotation, biological process: peptidyl-proline hydroxylation to 4-hydroxy-L-proline. The coding region runs from base 89 to 946 and encodes 285 amino acids. NCBI's taxonomy places the organism in Eukaryota, Viridiplantae, Streptophyta, Magnoliopsida, Brassicales, Cleomaceae.